AAGGUGGCGGUUUUUCCUGAGGAGGGUGUUUGUUCUGCUCUCCGUCCCCCUCCCCGCAGGGAAGGCUGAGGGCGCUGCGGGCGCUGAAGUCCGUGGUGAGGUCCCCGCCCCGGAGCCCCUCACAGCGUUGGUGUUCAAGAAGGUCCAGCCCCUGGCAGAGGAGCUUGAACCCCACAGUUGGUGUACUCGAGCUGAGGAUAAAGGAGGAACUUAAACUACGAGUUCUUCUAACUGUGGGUGUGAGGUGAGCUGAUUAGCAGGCUGUGCGGACGCCAUUGACAGCACAUUCUGUGACUCCUCAGUUGUCACCUGAGAAAAUACUCCAGGACCAGCAUCAGUAACCAGGACCAAAUGGGUGCUUCUCAGGGACUAUUGACCUUCAGGGAUGUGGCCAUAGAUAUCUCUGAGGAGGAGUGGGAAUGCCUGGACCCAGCUCAGCGGAACUUGUACCUGGAUGUGAUGUUGGAGAACUACAGCAACCUGGCCUCCGUGGCUAUGUCAUCUGAAGAUGACCUGGCCUUUUUGCCAAAACCCGGACUACAAGAUGUAUUCUCUGAAAUAAUACUGAGUACAUAUACUGAAGACAGAAGUUAUGAAUGGAACGCAUAUUGGAAAAACUUUAAGCAAGAGUCAUAUCAUAAUAAUCAUUGGAGAAGUGAGCUUGCAGAGGAUCAUUAUGAAAGUGGAAAACUCUUUGACCAAAUGUCCAAUCACAGUAUACAUCAAAUUAUUCCUAUUGUGGAGAUUACACUCGAAGGAAGUAAAUGUGUCAAAUCUUUUCAGGAAUCUUCAAGUUGCACCAAACAAGAGGGUAUUCAUGCUGGGCAGGAGGCUUACAAAGGGAAUGCCUGUGGUAGAAUCACCAGUCAGAUAUUCAAUCCAAAUAAACUGAAAGAAAUCCAUAGUGGAGAAGAACCUUAUAAAUAUAAAGAUUCUAGUAAAACAUCUGAUUGGCUUUCAGGUUGUACUCUAAAUCAGAAAUUUCAUACUGUUGAGAAGACUUACACAUGUAAAGCAUGUGGCAAAGCCUUCAAUCACGCCUCACACUUUAAUCGUCACCAACUUGUUCAUACUGGAGAGAAGCCUUAUAAAUGUACAGAAUGUGGCAAAUGCUUUCCGACGUCCUCACAGCUUACUAUACACCAGAGAGUUCACACUGGAGAGAAGCCUUAUAAAUGUAGGCAAUGUGGCAAAUCCUUUGGGUGCUCCUCAGGCCUUGCUAAGCAUCAGAGAGUUCACACUGGAGAGAAGCCUCAUAUAUGUAGAGAAUGUGGGAGAGCAUUUAGUGAGUCCUCAGGCCUUAAGCGACAUCAGAGCGUUCAUACUGGACAUAAGCCUUAUAAAUGUAGAGAAUGUGACAAAGCGUUUAGCCACUCUUCAUCCCUUACUUCUCAUCAGAGAGUUCAUACUAGAGAGUGGCCUUAUAAAUGUAGAGAAUGUGGGAGGGCGUUUAGUGAGUCCUCAGGCCUUAAGCGACAUCAGAGAGUUCAUACUGGAGAGAAGCCUUAUAAAUGUAGAGAAUGUGACAAAGUGUUUUGCCACUCUUCAUCCCUUACUUCUCAUCAGAGAGUUCAUACUGAAGAGUGGCCUUAUAAAUGUAGAGAAUGUGGAAAAGUUUUAAGUAAGUCCUCAAGCCUUACUGAACAUCAGAGAGUUCACACUGGAGAGAAGCCUUAUAAAUGUAAUGAAUGUGGCAAAGCCUUUACUCAGUCCUCAGGCUUUAAUAAACACCGGAGAGUUCAUAUGGGAGAGAAACCUUAUAAAUGUAAUGAAUGUGGCAAAGCCUUUUGGCAUUACUCUGGCUUUACAAACCAUCAUAGAAUUCAUACUGGAGAGAAGCCUUAUAAAUGUAAUGAUUGCGGCAAAGACUUCAGGGAGUUGAGAAAGCUUACUUGCCAUAAAAAAAUUCAUACUCAUGCCCUAGGCAAUUUGGCUCAGUGGAUAGAAUAUCAAACUGCAAGAACGCUCCUCUUUGAUGCAGGCUGUGGGGACGCCUUUGAAGGCACAUUCUGUGACGCCUCAGCAUAUUGUCACCUGAGACAACAUCCCAGACCCCAUCAGGACCAGGACCACAUGGCUGCUCCUCAGGGACCGUUGUCCUUCGGGGAUGUGGCCGUUGAUUUCUCUCAGGAGGAGUGGGAAUGCCUGGACCCAGCUCAGCGGAACUUGUACCUGGAUGUGAUGUUGGAGAACUGCAGCAACCUGGUCUCCCUGGGUAUGUCAUCUGAAGAUGACCAGGCCUUUAUUCCAAAGCCCGGAAUACAAGAUUUAUUCUCUGAAAUAAUACUGAGUACGUAUAAUGGAGAGAGCAGUUAUCAAUGGAUUGAACAUUGGAAAAACUUUAAGCAAGAGUCAUUUCUUAAUCAUCAGUGGAGAAGGGAGCUUGCAGAUGACCAUUAUAAAAGUGGACAAGUCAUUGACCAAAUAUUCAAUCACAAUACACGUCAGGUUAUUCUUAUUGUGGAGACGACACACAAAGGAAGUCAAUGUGUCCAGUCUUUUCAGCAGUCUUCAAAUUACACAAAACAAGAGAAUAUUCAUUCUGGGGAGGAGGCUGACAAAUGGAUUCCUUGUGGUAGACUCUCUAGUCAAAUAUUCAGUCUAAAUAAAAUGACAAAAAUCCAUAAUGGAGAAAAACCUUAUCAAUGUAAAGUUUUUGGUAAAACAUCUAAUUGGCCUUCAGGUUGUACUCUAAAGCAGGAAAUUCAUAUUGGAGAGAAGCCUUACAAAUGUAAAGCAUGUGGCAAAACCUUUAAAUGCCAUUCAUCUCUUAUUGUACAUGAGGGAAGAAUUCAUACUAUUGCAAAAUUUUACAAACUUGGAGAAAAUAAAACAGGCUUUAAUCAGUCCUCAAGACAUACUCAGCAUCAUAGAAAUCAUAUGGGAGAAAAGUCUUACAAAUGUUCAGAAUGUAACAAAGCCUUUAGCCGGUGCUCAACCCUUAGUAUUCAUCUGAGAAUUCACACUGGAGAGAAACCUUAUGACUGUAGAGAUUGUGGCAAAUCCUAUGGCAGCUCCUCAGACCUUACUAAGCAUCAGAGAGUUCAUACUGGAGAGAAGCCUUUUAAAUGUAGAGAAUGUGGCAAAGCCUUUAGAUGGUCCUCACACCUUAAUACGCAUCAGAGAAUUCAUACUGGAGAGAAGCCUUUUAAAUGUAGAGAAUGUGGCAAAGCCUUUAGAUGGUCCUCACACCUUACUAGGCAUCAGAGAGUUCAUACUGGAGAGAAGCCUUAUAAAUGUAGAGAAUGUGGUAAAGACUUUAGAUGGUCCUCAGAACUUACCCCACAUAAAAGAGUUCAUACUGGAGAGAAGCCGUAUAAAUGUGGAGAAUGUGGCAAAGCCUUUACAAGGUCCUCACACCUUACUACGCAUCAGAGAGUUCAUACUGGAGAGAAGCCUUAUAAAUGUGGAGAAUGUGGCAAAGCCUAUAGAUGGUACUCACACCUUACUACACAUCAGAGUGUUCAUACUGGAGAGAAGCCUAAUAAAUGUAGGGAAUGUGGAAAAGCCUUUAUAUGGUCCUCAGAACUUACUCUGCAUAAGAGAAUUCAUACUGGAGAGAAGCCUUUUAAAUGUAGAGUAUGUGGCAAAGCCUUUAGAAGAUCCUCAGAACGUACUAAGCAUCAGAGAGUUCAUACUGGAGAGAAGCCUUAUAAAUGUGGAGAAUGUGGCAAAGCCUAUAGAUGGUCCUCACACCUCACUACCCAUCAGAGAGUUCAUACUAGAGAGAAGCCUUAUAAAUGUAGAGAAUGUGGCAAAACCUUCAGUGUAGAAUCAUUCCUAAAUUAUCAUAAGAGAGUUUACACUGGAGAGAAGCCUUAUACAUGUAGAGAAUGUGGCAAAGCCUUUACACAUUUCUCACACUUAUCGAGAAUUUACACAGGUGAGAAGCCUCAUAAAUGUCGAGAAUGUGGCAAAUCCAUUGGCAGAUGUUCAAAAUUUACUGCAUAGCAGAGAGAUAUUGGAGAGGAGCCUUUUAAAUGUAGGAAGUGUGACAAAACUUUUAUCUGCUGUUCUUGCCGUAAUAGCAUAGAUUUCAUAGUUGGGAGAAGUCUUAGAGAUGUGCGGAGUUUCGUAAGUUCUUGACCAGCAGAGAGAAUUUACUGAACAUCACAGAAUUCUCUCUGCAAAAAAGCCUAAUGAAUGUGAAAAAUGUAAAAAAAGCAUUGAUGGAUGUGGAGAGAGCAGAGUGCCUAAAGAAUGGAUCCUUUGCAAUAAACACAUUCAACAGCAACUUGGGCUUACUCCUCACGGGGGGGCAGGAUACCAUGACCUUCCUGUGAUAUUACGCCCUAUAAAAAAAAAAAAAAACAUUGAAAAGUCAUUCAGGUAUUAUUGUAUUCGAGAGACUUCCUAACAGACAGAACUUACAAAUGUAGAGAAUAGGCUGGAGCCUUUAUCCACAGCUCAAAAUUUACUGAACAUCAGAGAUUUUAUACUGUAGGAAACUACACUGUGGAAAAUGUGAGAAAACAAUGGCUGGCAUGCCUUGGUGAUUUACCUUUGACCACCAACCACAACUUCAGGGUGCAAUUCCUGGUCAGGGCACAGGCCCUGGUUGUGGACUCAAUCUCCAAUGUGGGGCAGGCAGGAGCUAGCUGAUCCAUGGUUCACUCUUAUCAUUGAUCUUUAUAUCACACACUCUCCUUUCCUGUCUGACAUCAAUAAAAACAUAAUUUGAAAGAAACAAAAAUAGUGAGGAAACCUUUCGUCAGUGUGUUUUCCUUCCUGUACAUCAGAGAGUUUAUACUGGAGAGAAACCUUGCAAAUGUAACAAGUGAGA
Molecule: messenger RNA, 4783 nt
Organism: Eptesicus fuscus (big brown bat)
Lineage: Eukaryota; Metazoa; Chordata; Mammalia; Chiroptera; Vespertilionidae
Product: zinc finger protein 420-like
Biological process (GO): regulation of transcription by RNA polymerase II
Molecular function (GO): DNA-binding transcription factor activity; RNA polymerase II cis-regulatory region sequence-specific DNA binding
Source: RefSeq, a predicted model, not a curated record